This is a messenger RNA of Myxocyprinus asiaticus (Chinese sucker), 1260 nucleotides long. RefSeq names its product tRNA wybutosine-synthesizing protein 4-like. The transcript is spliced from 9 exons. Gene Ontology annotation, biological process: tRNA methylation; wybutosine biosynthetic process. Gene Ontology annotation, molecular function: tRNA methyltransferase activity. The record is from RefSeq and is a predicted model, not a curated record. NCBI's taxonomy places the organism in Eukaryota, Metazoa, Chordata, Actinopteri, Cypriniformes, Catostomidae.
AUGCAUGUUUACUUUUCAGUACUAUAUCACUGGUCACAGAAGUGGCCACAGUUAGAUUUAUUAACUUUCAUCAUAGUGUAUCUUAACUGUGUGUCUCUCAGUGACAGCAAUGCGAUCAGUAAAGUGUGGUCAGCAGCACAAGGUUACUUCCCCGAUGACUUCCUCAAACAUUUUGUGUGCAAGGUGUCAAGAAGAGCUCCACUGAUCAAUAGGAGUCCGAAAUUAUACCUUGAUAUCAUCCCUUAUUUUAUUCUUUCUGUCUCUAUCUCUCUUCUGUCUCUAGGAGCAGGGUUUGAUUCCUUGUUUUUCUGGAUGCAUGCAGAAGGAGCCCUUGAAGGUGUCACAGUUUUUGAGGUUGACUUUCCAGAAAUUGCCCAGCGCAAGGCUGACUUGAUCAGUGGUGUAUUCUUCAGAAGUAAUCAUUAUAAUCUUUUGGGUGUGGAUGUCAGGUAAGAGCGAGAGGUGGAGGUGACUCUGAGCAGAGCUGGACUGCAAUGGGACACUCCCACGCUCGUCCUCUCAGAGGUGGUACUGACCUACAUGGAAACACGUUUGUCAGAUGCUGUGAUUGGCUGGGCUGCAAAGCUUCUCGCACAGUCAAUGUUUGUGAUGUAUGAACAAAUCUACCAAGAUGACCCUUUUGGGCGGGUUAUGCAGAACCACUUCAUGAAGCUCAACUCAACCAAACAGUAUCCAGACACUGUUGCUCAGACACAGAUAUUCUUUCAGAAGGGCUGGGAGAAGUGUGUCUGUCUGGAUAUGAACCAGUUCUACUUUGACCUUAUUCCUGAUGGUGAGAGGCAGAGAGUGGAGGGAAUGGAGCCUUUUGAUGAGUUUCUCAAAAGAUUUUUUAAUGAUCGCAGUGAAUGGCACGAGAAAUGUUCUCAUUAUUUCAUUCUUACAGCCUCCAAAGGCUCUCUGAUAAACAAAGCCCUUCUCAUGCCACCAAAAGGCAAAUACUCUCACUCUGCCCAUGUAAUGAAUGAGAAGUUAGUUGUGGUUGAUGGAGUUUGGCUUCAGGCUGGCAGAGUACCAGGAGUUGCUGUAAUAAAUCUGACCACUGGGGGCUGUGUGGAGAUCCAGCCAGCUGGUCGUGUGCCUUGGCCUCUAAUGCUGCAUUCAUUCUGCUCUGAGCUGCUCGAAGAGGGUGAAAUGGUGCUAAUUGGUGGAGGUGGAAACAGUUUCUCAUUUGGGACUCACCUCAAUGUCCACCCUGUAACAGUGGUUCUAAGACCAGUGCUUUGAAAUAAGCAUACAAUA